Strongylocentrotus purpuratus (purple sea urchin) is the source of this 2202-nucleotide messenger RNA. Its product is annotated as MAM and LDL-receptor class A domain-containing protein 1-like. The coding region runs from base 1 to 2202 and encodes 733 amino acids. Gene Ontology annotation, cellular component: membrane. NCBI's taxonomy places the organism in Eukaryota, Metazoa, Echinodermata, Echinoidea, Camarodonta, Strongylocentrotidae. The record is from RefSeq and is a predicted model, not a curated record. The transcript is spliced from 15 exons.
AUGGCCUUCUCUUCAAUUGUCUUUGAAGGUAUCAUUGGGUCCUCAUUCGAGAGUGAUAUAGCAAUCGAUGACAUCAAAUAUUACAACGGAAUCUGUCCUCCUUCAAGAACCUGUGAUUUUGAGGCUAGUGAUUGUAGCUGGAAGCAGGAAGCUGUCCUAGAUGACUUUGACUGGGUAAGAGGAAAAGCUUCUGAAGUCCCUAGUGGCUCUUUAUACAACGACCAUACAACGGGAACCCCGGCAGGUAACGUUCUUUUUGCGAACACGACAUCGGAACGUGCUCCUGGUGACCAAGCACUGAUUUACAGUCCCUCAUAUGACGCAACAGAAGAGGGCGAUUGUAUGACGUUUUGGUAUCACAUACAUAAUGACCCGAAUGAAGGGUACUUGGCAGUUUGGGAGUCUAUAAAUGGCGCCCUCUAUGGGCCGUAUUGGACAUCGACAGUUGGAGUGACGUCGAAUGAUUGGCAGUUUGCGAGUGUGACUUUAAAAUCGAAUGCGACAUUCCAGGUUGUACUUCAGGCUGUUGUAGGUGUAACGACCGCUGCUGAUAUGUUGGUUGAUGACAUCACGUUUGAAUACGGAGCGUGCGCACCACCAGGUUUUUGCGACUUUGAAUCUGACUACUGUUACUGGACCAACACACGGACGGGGGACAACUUUGAUUGGACAUUGAGUAGCGGUGCCACGCCCAGUGUCACGACCGGGCCUAGCAAAGACCACACCCUUUCUUCGUCGAGUGGUCAUUACGUGUUCAUCGAAACAAGCACGCUUGUUGCUGGUGACAAGGCAUGGUUGAUUAGUGAAUUCAGCCCGCCCUCUGACGGCUGCUUCACUUUCUGGUAUCAUAUGUAUGGUGCAGGUGUUGGUGAACUCAACGUUUACCUAAUCGAUGGUGUCAAUGGUAACAUGGCCCUGGAGUGGAGUGAGUCUGGUAACCAUGGUGAUCGAUGGGUCAAAGGUCAAGUGUCAACAUCCAACUUGAACCCAUACCAGAUAGCGAUAGAGGCGACCUAUGGAGCGAACUACACAGGGGAUAUAGCCAUCGAUGAUACGUUUAUUACCGUCGAUGGACUCUGUAAUGAAUCUGGCGAGUGGGACUGCGACUUUGAAGAUGACUGGUGUGGCUACACACAGGCUCAGGACGACACAUUUGAUUGGACAAGGCUGACCGGUGCCACGUCAUCCCUAGAUACAGGACCAUCCAUAGACCACACAACAGGCACGGCUACCGGAUACUACGUCUUCAUCGAGACCUCCAGCCCCCGUGUCCCCGGUGACGAGGCCCGCUUCAUGAGCACGCUCAUCCCUACCACCUACCGCCAAUGCUUCACAUUCUACUACCACAUGUUUGGUCCGACCGUUGAGACCCUGAACGUCCUCACCAGGAGGAAUGAUUCUGCUCCGGGUGACAUUGGUAAUGUGGUAUGGAGCAGUCAGGGCGAGAAAGGAGACGUGUGGUACCCCGGAUCGGUGGUCAUUGCUGAACAGGUGGCUUUCCAGGUUGUGUUCCAAGCUUAUGUUGGAGCCUCGUUCACCGGAGAUAUAGCAAUAGAUGACAUCCGGAUCUACCCCGGAGACUGCCCCGCCACGCCGACAUGUGAUUUUGAGAACUCUCUCCUCUGUGGCUAUCGGCAAGAUACCACCGACAAUUUUGAUUGGACGUACGGAUCAGGUGACACGCCUACGUCACUCACUGGACCAUCCGUUGACGUUACAUAUGGAACAGCUUAUGGUCACUACAUGUACAUUGAGGCAUCCCAACCGAGUUCACCUGGUGCUAAAGCUCGUCUGAUUGGACCUCAUAUUUCAACGGAUACGACUUUAACCGUCUGCUGGAGUUUGUACUUCCAUAUGUACGGGCAAGACGUCGGCACUUUGAACAUAUUGACCCAAAAUGCGGAUGCGACAUCCACCAUUGUUACAUCAUUAGCCGGUGACCAAGGCAACCAAUGGUAUAGCACCGCCUUCGAGAUCACCUCCAAUGGAUACGAGAUCGUCUUCGAAGGCGUUGUCGGAUCAGGAGAAGAAGGAGACAUUGCAAUCGACAAUGUCAGGAUGAUCGAGGGCAGCUGUGGAGGAUUAUGCCUUCAUAGAAAGGUGAAGCAGCUGAUGAAGAAUGAGAGGAGACAAUUUUCCAAACAUGUCGUCGAUUCAAAAACUUACGUACGCAAAGUGCAGAUGUAUUUUCAAUAUGUUUAG